Messenger RNA from Cryptomeria japonica (Japanese cedar), 3721 nucleotides. Its product is annotated as protein kinase STUNTED. Gene Ontology annotation, molecular function: protein kinase activity; ATP binding. The transcript is spliced from 11 exons. Lineage: Eukaryota; Viridiplantae; Streptophyta; Pinopsida; Cupressales; Cupressaceae. The record is from RefSeq and is a predicted model, not a curated record. Bases 514 to 2946 code for a protein of 810 amino acids. Gene Ontology annotation, biological process: protein phosphorylation.
UCUUGAGUAACACUCUUCCACAGGCCUAACCUAAAUGUAACCGUUUGAGUAGCCCCUCUAUGGGGCCACAGUCUAAAUUCUUGUUCCACAUUAUUUUAUUUUACCUCACGUUCGCACGUUCAUGUCAGCUAAUUUAACUCAUAUUGUUAAUGACGACAGAGAGAUUUUUACACGGGGAAUUUUACUGAAAAAAAUCUUUUAUCCCGAUUUCAUGGAUGCUCAAUUAGCAUAGGGUACCCACAUAAAUGAACAACGACUGUGUCGUGCCUGUCAAAAACGACACGAAACCUGCAAAUUGAUGAAGAGAAACUCGUAAGUAGAAGAGGGUGAGGGAAGUGAGGGCAAUUGCAGUUGAAGUGGAUGGGUGAUUGGGACAAGUUUGGUGGUACACAUCUCUCUGCUUGGAGUGGAGGGCACUGCGGGGAAUCACCAGCUGGUUCCUUAGUUUCAUGCAAUGUAAAUGGAGAAACCAAUGCCAAGGGAGGGCAGAAGAAUUGCAUGUAGUUGAUUAAAAUGACUGCGGUGGAGGGGAAAGGAAGCAGGAGCAGAUGCAUACUGGUGGCAGUCAAGGCGGGGGUGAGUAGUCACCAGCUUCUGACGUGGGCAAUCUCCAAGGCUGCGCAGCCAGCAGAUCAUGUCAUUGCUCUUCAUAUUAUCACUCACUCAGAACUGUUUUCCAAGGAGCAAAGUAGAACAAAUUACCAGGCUACUGAUUUCUUUAAUUCAGCUGUUGAAGCCUAUGAGGAGUUCUGUAGCCUAAAACAGGUAGAUCUUCAUUUCAAGAUAACUUAUGGAUCUUCUGUAAGAAAAGUGCUUUUUGAAGAAGCAAAAUUACAUGAGGCAACAAAAGUUAUUCUAGGUGCUAGUAAGCACAAAACUUUAGGGUCUUCAAUUUCACUAGCCAAGUAUUGUAUGAAGAAAUUACCUUGCAGCACUUCUGUUCUGGUUGUUGAAAAUGGCAAGGUUAUCUUUGAGAAGGUUGGAGUACAACAUCUGUCAGUAACAGCUAAUGCCCCUCGGCUAGGAUUGUUUAAUCCUAUACUAUGGAGAAUCAAAAGCAAGAAUUGCAAAGUUUUGAAAAAUGGCGGAGGAAAUUAUUUACCUGUUGUAGAGUGCCCUUUGGAAGGAACAGCUGUAAUCUCUAGUAACAAUUAUGGUUCUGACGCAUCUGAUAACAUCUGUGAUCUUGUGUCAGAUAUUGAUUGUUGUAAAAUCUCUCCUGUGAACAUAGUCAAUGUUUGCCAAUACACCUUAUCUGACAAGGAAGCAUUCGAAAGGUCAUUCCUUUCUCUAAAAUCUAGUUGUGCUCUCUGUGAUUCGAAUAUCCAGACUCUGGUUUGCAGUGAGAAGAAAUAUGAAGGACAUGAGUUAAAGGAUUCGAGAAGUCUAUCUACAUGUUCAUCUCUUCAGACUGUUUCCAGCACUUCCAGUCUUUUCUCUCAUAGAGAAGAGGAGAUUGGUUCUUGCACAACAGUUAAACCAAAAGUUUCAAAUUUGUUAAUGUCAGGAUUGCAUAGACAAAAGGGAGUGUCUCCACCUCGGUGGCCUUUCUUACAGAGAGCUAUUUCAUUUAGCAAGCUUCCGAGACACCAAUCUAUACCAAGGAAAAGGUCUGUGAUUGAAUUGGCACAACAACUUCCAUAUAGCCAUGCACAGACGUCUGAACAGUUUGAAGUAAAGCCAGAAGUUGCUCAUGAGAUCUGCAACCAAGAGUAUAAGAUGCAGUUUCCAAAGGAGGUAACUCUUGUUAAAGCUUCAGAAGAAGAAGCUGGAUUCCCUUGCAGUGAGCACGUUGAACCAAUUCCUGAAGAACAUUAUAUGGCAAAGAAACUAGAAUCUCUUUGUGAAGGUAAAGCCUGUAGAAAAUUUAUGUAUCAGGAGCUGCAAUCUGCAACAUCCAACUUCUCAGCAGGGAGUUUUAUAGCAAGUGGAGGAUGGAGUCGUGUCUACAAGGGUUUUCUUCCUGAUGGGCAAACAGUGGCAGUAAAAGUCUUGAAUUGUUCAUCAGAUGCAGAGGAAGAGAUCAUAUUGGAAGUGGAUAUCCUUACUUCAUUGAAGCACAAUUGCAUUAUUUCACUUCUUGGAUAUUGUGUAGAAGGCCCUAACUGGCUUCUCGUGUACAACUUUGUCUCAGGAGGAAACCUUGAAGAGAACCUCCAUGUGGGCAAGGACAAACCAGUACUUUGUUGGACAGAGCGGUUCAAGGUGGCUAUUGGAGUUGCAGAAGCAUUAGAUCACUUGCACAAUGGAUGUUCCCGAUCUGUAAUUCAUAGAGAUGUGAAAUCUUCCAACAUUCUGCUCUCAGAGAACUUUGAACCGCAGCUGGCAGAUUUUGGGCUGGCAAAAUGGGCACCAAUAACAUCUUCGCACAUCAGUUGCAGCGAUGUUUUAGGAACAUUUGGGUACCUUGCUCCAGAAUAUUUUAUUUAUGGCAAGGUUAAUGAUAAGACAGAUGUAUAUGCAUUUGGUGUGGUACUACUUGAGUUAAUAACUGGAAGGAAGCCUAUCGAUUCAAGAUAUCCCAAAGGUCAAGAAAGCCUUGUGAUAUGGGCAAAGCCACUUUUAGAGGAGAGCAUGGGAGAGCUAGUGGAUCAACGUUUGGAAAAUGCAUAUGACAUAAACGAGAUGCAAAGAAUGAUGCUUGCUGCCUUACUGUGUAUAACACAGUCAUCUCAGUACCGGCCUCACAUAAGCUGGAUUUUAAAAAUACUACGAGGAGAAGAUGAUUUAGCCAAUCAGACAUGGUUCCAACAUACGAUGACUAAGGAAAGAGAUGCUUCAGAUGACGAUGAGCACAUUGUAUAUCAGGGAGGACAUGCCAUACAAACUCAUCUCAGUCUUGCCAUGCUUGGUGUGGAUGAUGAUACUAUAUCAAUGAGCAGCAUUGAUCAGAGUGUUGACAUUUUGCAAGCAAAAGAUUCUUUCGAAGAUUACUUGAAAAGUUAAUGUAGCUGUUGAUCAAGCUUCAAUUGAUUCAGGACUGGACAGUCAUUUUGCUUGCUUUCAAUCCACUUAGUAUGCUUGCUCCUCAGUAUUUCUGAUGUUCAAGUGGUUUGAUCUUUUUCAGUUGCCAUCGCAAUCAAUCAAUGAUUAUGCUUGACCUUAAAGAAUGACCACACUGGUUGAAGUUGUAGACGGAAAGAUAUAGUAUUGAAGAGUAAAUUUGACCCUAACAUAAUGUUUUUUGAGGCCCGAAAUCUGUAGAUGCAGUGCUGUGAGGUGGAAAUGAAAUGGAGAGGUAAUCAACCUCCCUCAUAUUUGCUGCAGAUAUCAGCAAGUUAGCUUCUUUGGUUCAUAUCAACGUGCAAGAUAUGAAGACUUAUUGGUGACAUUUUCUACCUCUUAUGGCCGACUUAAUGUAUUUGAAGGAGUGAAUAACAGUGGUAUCUGAAUUAGCAUUAUUAAGCUCUUGGGUUGGCAGGUUUCAGUAGGGAGAACCUAUUACUGUUAUGGGAAAUACCUUUUUGGUCCAGUUGUGUACAUUGUGGAAAGGAUCACAGAAAGAAAUACCUAACAUUCACUACUCAUAUGAGUGCAAUAUUGACCAACCAGAUUGAUCAAGGUAGUUUUACGAAGGCAGAGCCCAAUAAUUUAUGUGUAUGUAUAUUGCUUGCUCUUGCCAUAUGGGAAACUAUUUAGGUAUGACAGAAACCUGGCAUUUGCACAUAAUUUCUUCCUACAGAGUACAUGAAAUAAAGGAAAUAUCUAUUUGCAAUUGGAA